Aureobasidium vineae is the source of this 330-nucleotide messenger RNA. The record is from the annotation of a GenBank genome assembly. Lineage: Eukaryota; Fungi; Ascomycota; Dothideomycetes; Dothideales; Saccotheciaceae.
AUGUCUUUGGUCGGAGCCCUUCUGUUCUGUAACGACUGCGGUGGUCUGCUGGAGCGAUGCCCUGCUUCUCAGGCAAACAUUGACUGUGAUGUGUGUGGCAAGAGAAACAAGACUACAGCAUUCCCUUCUCGCCUGCGCGACGCCCGCUCCGAGAUCCAAGUGCUCUCAGCCGAAGACCGCGAGACCUGGGCUAUGACGACUACAGCAUGUCCUCAGUGCGCAAACCCCGAGAUGAGGUUUAGAGAUGUGCAGUUGAGAGGUGCGGAUGAGGGAAGUACGAUUUUCUAUAGGUGUCCCAAGUGUGAUUACAAGUUCAAUACCAACAACUAA